Messenger RNA from Micromonas pusilla CCMP1545, 2433 nucleotides. RefSeq lists its product as uncharacterized. The coding region runs from base 1 to 2433 and encodes 810 amino acids. NCBI's taxonomy places the organism in Eukaryota, Viridiplantae, Chlorophyta, Mamiellophyceae, Mamiellales, Mamiellaceae. The record is from RefSeq and is a predicted model, not a curated record. The transcript is spliced from 2 exons.
AUGUUGACCGGCGAGGUCGCGCACCCCGCGGACGACGCGCCGACGACGGCGCCGCCGCCGCCGAACGCGGAAGACGCGUCCCCGCCCCAGCCCGCGACGGCGAAGACGGAGUCGACGCCGCCGUCGGACCUCGGGAGCGGCGCGCGCCGCCGCGCGCGACGCGCGUGCACGUCCAUCUACGCCUCCCAGCCCACGCACGAGACCGACCCGUCCGGGCGACCGGUCCGCGGCGCGGAGCUCGCGUCCAGGGAAGCGGACAUCGAGCGCCUGAAGCGCCCGCCGGACCUCUUCACGAAGCCGCCGCCGCCGCCGAAGCGCGCGGCGAAGGGCGAGGCGAAGUUCGCGAAGACCGCGAAGACCGCGAAGACCGCCGCCGGCGGCGGCGCGGAGGGAGCCAAGCGCAAGCGCGCGUCGCUCCUGGGCCCGGAGACGCCGCGCCUCGCCGCGCCCCCGCCGCCGGUCGCGUACGACGUCAAAGUCAACGGCCAGACGAUCCACUACGUCGACAACGGCGCGUACGGGCCGUCGCAGACCGCGCCCGCGGUCGUCCUCGUGCACGGCUUCCUCAUGGACCACACGAUGUUCGACCCGCAGAUCGCCGCGCUCGCGGAGGCGGGGUUUCGCGUCAUCGCGCUCGACACGCGGUGCUUCGGUCUGACGCCGUACGACGGCGAGACGUUUACCUUCUGGUACGCGUUCACGCGUUAUACCUUCUCAUCACGAAGUUUUCUCACGUUUGGAAUUGUUUUCAGGGACGUCGCGCGCGACGUGCUCGCGUUGAUGAAACGUCUGCGCGUGCGGUCCGCGACGCUCGUCGGCUUUUCCCAAGGCGGGUUCGUCGCGUUGCGCGCGGCGCUGCUCGAUCAAAAGCGCGUGCGAGCGAUCGUGUUGAUCGGCUCCGCGUCCGACCUGGACGACCCGGGGACGAAGUACAGGGAGAUACCAUUCCUGAUCAACUCGUGGUACAAUAACGGUCCGGUCUCGUCCAUCACCGACGCGCUCGCGAGGAUCAUCAUCGGCGACGUGUACGCGGCGGUUCCGUGGGUGCACAAGUGGCAGACGCACAACAGAGAUACGCUGCUAGCCGCGUCCGCGUGCUUGCAAUCGCGCGAGGACAUCACGGCCCGGAUGCAGGAGAUCACGUGCCCUGUGAUGGCGGUGCACGGCGACGCGGACGUCGCGAUCGACGCGAGUCGCGCGAAGAAAACGACGGCGGCGAUUCGCGGCGGGGAGCCCGUGUGCGUCGUCAAGGGCGCGGGCCACGCGUGCUCGCUGACGCACCCGAACGUCGUGAACCCCGCGCUGAUCGACUUUUUACGACGCGCGACGUGGGACCACGACGAGGACGACGACCGGGAGGUGUGGGACGAGGAGCGGUGGAAAGCCGCCGUGGAGGGCGCCCGCGGCGGAAACGGCGGCGAGGGCGAGGGCGAGGGCGAGACGACCGCGACGAUCCCCCCCGGGGACGUGGGCCCCAUCGUGAACCCUCUCCGCGCGAUCGGCCGCGUCGUCGCGCUGAAGAGCGGCGCCGCGUCUGGAAAAGAGCCGCAUCACAUCGUGCGUCGAUGGGACGCGGCGACGGGGUGUCACUACGUGUCCCCGCUCGCGGAGGUCCUCGGCGGCGCCGCGUCCGCGUCCGCGUCCGCGUCCGCGUCCGCAGCGGACGCCGGCGCGGACGUCGGCGCCGGCGCCGCCGACGCCGGCGAAGCCGCGACCAGGGACAGCGCGCGCGCGCGCGCGACCGCCGCGGGCCCGCCGAAGAUCCCGAAAGAGUGGAUCCUCGUCGACCUCACCCGACCGGGCCCCGAGACGUUCGCGUUCAGAGACGGCGACGCGGUGCCCCGGGCGUGGCAGGAGGACGUGCAGGUGGCGCUUACGGCGGACGGCUCGUACGCGCCCGCGGACCACGUCCAGAUCAGAGCGCAGCGGACGAAAGAGACGUUCGACCUGUUCGUGACCGCGCCGGACAUGACCCCGGACGAGGUCAAGGUCCGCCUGGAGUCCAUAAAGGAUUGCGGGUACCCGCGUCGCGCGCCCGUCACGAAGGUGCACGUGUCCGGCGAUCCGAAACACCCGGGGCGAAUCGACUCCGGGUUCCCGCUCGUGCCGUUUCGGAAGCGCGUGACGAUACCCGGGAUUUACGCGGACCCGAACAGAACGACGGCGCUGAUGACGCGGAAAGGGCAGUUGUACGUGAAGUGCCCGGUCGAGCGCGUGGAGCGCGAAGUCGCGCCCGCGAUGGAGGAGGUGGACGUCCCCGCGAGAGAGGCGGCGGCGGCGGCGGCGGCGGCGGCGGCGGCGGCGGCGGCGGCGGUGGCGGCGGCGGCGGCGGCGGCGGACGCGAGGACGGAGGAGACGGAGACGGACGAAGGCGCGGUCGCCGCGAUGGUCGCCGCCGCGGUGAGGAGGGUGAUCUCGGCGGCCGGGGAGUGA